AGAAGAUGAAGACGUUUUUGGAAUGAAGGAUGAAGAGGGGGAGAUUACUGUCACAUUAGAGGAGGACGAAGAAGAGAAGACUGGAGAACUAAUUAACACUAGUAAAUACAGAGAGAGAAGUGACUAUCGAGGAUCCUCUGGGGAGCCUCAACAAGCUCAUGAUGCUGAUGAGGCAAAUAAAAGUCUCUCCAGAUCUAAACACCUCAAGAAACACCAGCAGAGACCCACAAGGAAGAAAACUCACCGCUGCUCUGACUGUGGGAAGAGUUUUGUUUCUUCAGGACAUUUAAAAUCACACCAGAGAACACACACGGGAGAGAAACCUUAUAGCUGUGCUCAAUGUGGGAAGAGAUGCACUCAGUCAACAGACCUUAAAAAACAUGAGAGAAUACAUACAGGAGAGAAACCUUUUAGCUGCUCUGACUGUGGAAAGAGUUUUGUUUUUUCAGGACAGUUAAAAUCGCACCAGAGAACACACACGGGAGAGAAACCUUAUAGCUGUGCUGAAUGUGGGAAAAGAUUCACUCAGUCAACAGACCUUAAAAAACAUGAGAGAAUACAUACAGGAGAGAAACCUUAUAGCUGCUCUGACUGUGGACAGAGUUUUGUUUUUUCAGGACAGUUAAGAUUACACCAGAGAACACACACGGGAGAGAAUCCUUAUAGAUGUGCUCAAUGUGGGAGGAGUUUUACUCAGUCAAGCAGCUUGAUAGUACACCAGAGAACACACACAGGAGAGAAACCUCAUAGCUGUGAUCAAUGUGGGAAGAGUUUUGUUUCAUCUAGCACUCUGACUACACACCAGAGAACACACACGGGAGAGAAACCUUAUAGCUGUAAUCAAUGUGGGAAGAGUUUUUCUCAGCCAAACGGCCUGAUAGUUCACCGGCGAGUACACACAGGAGAGAAACCUCAUAGUUGUGAUCAAUGUGACAAGAGAUACUCUGAUAAAAGAUCUCUGAUUAAACAUCAGAAAAUACAUGAAGGAGUUGUUUCAUGAUAUCAAUGAAUUAAUGUCACAAUGUAGAAUGUCAAUUUAAAUGCAUCACUCUAAAAUGUAACUGACUGUCUUCUGCAGGUUGUCUUCUAAUCAGUGAGUUAAAUUAUAUCUCCCAUCUCCAUGAUUUAAAAAAAAGUUGUGUUAUUUUCAACCGCACAUACAACCUGAUUUCCCCACUAAAUGAUAUAUCAGUGAUUUAUUGUGAUUCAUGCAGCCAACUGACAAUUUUUGGGUACAAUUAUAAUGACAUUGUUGCCCUGCUUUUAGAAUAUCAGGGUUAAUUGAUUAACUUUAUAUGUGUACGUUGUAUUGACCUGCUCCCUUAUAAGUGAAUAAAGAUUUAGUUUAAGAAUAA
Molecule: messenger RNA, 1355 nt
Organism: Salmo salar (Atlantic salmon)
Lineage: Eukaryota; Metazoa; Chordata; Actinopteri; Salmoniformes; Salmonidae
Biological process (GO): negative regulation of transcription by RNA polymerase II; regulation of cytokine production; regulation of immune system process
Cellular component (GO): nucleoplasm
Molecular function (GO): RNA polymerase II cis-regulatory region sequence-specific DNA binding; DNA-binding transcription repressor activity, RNA polymerase II-specific
Source: RefSeq, a predicted model, not a curated record